AUGGAAUUAUUCGACAGGAUUCGCAGAUCGCUGGAGAACAAAGCAGCGGAUGAGUUAAUGCUGCCUCAAGCCAAUCCACGCAAGACAACAAACCCAGCCUUGCAUCCAACCCUCUUCUCAAUUGAAGCCACAGCACAGGACGAGUCUCGUUCUGAUGAGGAGCAUGUUCUCUUGGGAAUUAGAAAUAUCAAUUGGGCGAGUCAAAUCCAGGAACCUGAACAGCUACGAUGGAUGCAUCUUUCCAAUGGGGAGAUCGAAUUCGAUACUUUUGUCGGGCGCGCCUUGGACGCAUACGGACUCGACAAGCAGGGAAAGGCCGUCGUGAUCUCACGCUUCUUCAACCGCUUUUUGUCAACCCUGGAAAUGCCAGCCUUCCAAGGCAAAAAGCUGCGGGCCGACCAAGCCUCGACGGACGUGCAACUCCCAGGCCACUCGGAAGAAACAAAAUUUAAUUUCAUGGCCAUUCCAUACUUCCUCCUGGAUAAGGCACGUCAAAGAACCGAAGACCAUCGCUCCAAAGUGCACUGGGUUCAGCCGUUGGUCCAGUCGGCCUACCAUCUCGACUCCUCCACGGCCAGGGAGAACCAGCAAGCAAUCCGACGCUUACACGGCAACAUUAGUGAGGUGAUCCAUGUUCCUCGGCUUUGGCUGCUGAGUAUAGGCGAUAAAUUCAUCGCGACAUGCUCCCCUACUCCUAUUUAUGACAUUGAAGGAUCGUCCAUCACCACUAGCAACAUUGGACGGAACCCUUUUCCACCUACAAUCAGAGUUACCAUGAGCUCGGGGUUCGUUUUCUGUCUUGAGCGUGAUAAAUGCAGUGUGUGGUUUCAAUUCUUAUACCAUUUAAAAUGCACAGCAAUGGUAUCUGUAGGAGAGUACGAGAACAUGGACGUGGGGAACUAUGAAUAUAGACUCCAGAAAGACGGUAGCCUCAUCGAAGGGCGGAACUGGCAGUCGAUCUUGCAGUCUAACUCCAGCCAUGAGCCGCUGUUUAUCCUGGCCUCUCCGGGGCAAACUGAAUCAGUUAACAGAUCACUCUCUACUAUUCCCCUUGAGGGAAAAUAUUCUAUCGAGGCAUCGACGACCGAUGAUAAAGGGUAUCCGAGAGCAAGUACGGACGUUCUCAGUCCGGAAACACUGGAUGCGUACAACAUACCUUACUAUUGGGACUUUCCCAAGGCUGGAGCACAAAAGAAACUCAUCGUCGCGCAACACCUAUCUAAGCUCGACCGAAAGGUUCUCUACGAUCAUACCAGGCGAUUACGAGCUAUGGAGCAUACUAACUCUACUGAUUAUUACACAUCGAACAGCGAAGAUCCAUAUUAUUGGACCCCGAAAUACGUGAUGGAUGCAGCAAAGUCGCAGUUGGCAAAGGCUGUUCGAGAGGACGAUUCACAUCGGGGAGAAGAUAAGGCAGGAAUUGAAAGCCAGGCUAUCUUCAAGUGGCCCUUUAAAAUCCUCUACGAUGCGCCUGACGGUACAUACAAGCAAGAUGAGCAUAGCAUAUCGUCAGAUGACCCUACUCCUUCACAGCGGAUGAAAGCUUUGGUAGCUCACAUCCAUCAUGAAAUAUUAUUCAGCAACGGCCUGCGCUCUGUGAAGAGCUAUAACAACCUACCCCUGAAGACAAGAGCGGAUUUAAACGAACACCUCGCCAACUUAAGAGAUAGUCACCAUGCUUAUCGUCACAUCCUCACCCUCGCUUCAUCCUUUGUGUCGACCGUCAGUGACUUUCUCGAUUGUUAUAUUGACAAGGAAUAUGAUUGUAUUAUCAAGGGAAAGGUGUGGGCAGCUCUCAUUCCAGUGAUUGAGACAUUUCUAUUCCCUUCCUCCGAUGAUUUGUUCUCCUUCCACUGUGAAGUCAUUUCCAUCCCACUUCGCAAGUUUAUCGAUCAAAUCCAGGACUUGCGGGAUGGACUGUCCGGUACAGAUCGCAUCUACAUUACAUCUUCCAUGGUGAAGGCAUUUGUCCAGGUCGUGCUCCUUCUCGCGGAUGCAGCUUCUGAGGCCUCCCGGCUUAUGAAAAAAAUCGAUAGUGAUAGCAAAAGGGAUAGUCAGGACGCAUCGACAUCGACACAACCGGAUAUCCAGUCUAGUGAGACUCAGAACGCAGAAAAAGAAACAGACAAUACUGCCCCAUUAGACGCAGAAGCUCCCACCAAGCAAACCGAGUUCACAAAUAACACAAACCGCCAUAUCGAGAAGAUAUUUACAUAUCUUGACCAAGCUCAAGACGAAUGCUGCGCAACGUAUCGCUCCGAAGACAAUGCCGAGUCUACCUAUAGUGGGGUAGACCGUGGGAGGAUCAUUGCUCUCAUUAUAGAUUCUGUCUUGUGUGGGCAUUCGACCUGCGCCUCACUGCCUGAAUUGGACAUUGUAGAAAUCUAUGCAACAUACACAACCUACUUGCAACUCCAAGCCCGAAGCAGACCCAGCAAGGCUCUCCUGAUGGACAUGAACCUGCUUCGAGAAGAACUAGAGAUCAUCACCAAUAAUGUCGGUCAACAACUCGAUUUAAUCAGUGCCCUAUGCGAUCCUGACUCAGAUGGCUACUUUGAUGGUUCAGAGAGCGAUUUUGGUCAAAGUGAAAGUCCUAUACCCUUCGAGAUGCUGUAUUCCUCCACCUCCGAAGGCCAUGCAGUGAUCAACACAUCCACCCGGAGGGUCUUGCAGAAGAUAAAAACGGACUUACGGGAGAGGAAGGAUGUAGCCGACGAGCUUAUCAGUCGUGUUGAGCGUUUAGAGAAACAGACUGUCCAACGCGUCGACAUUAUCGAGGAAGACCACGGCAAAGCUAUCCUUAUUUUCACCAUCAUCUCGACAAUCUUCCUCCCGCUCUCCUUCGUGACGAGCUAUCUGGGCAUGAAUACAUCCGAUAUCCGUGAUAUGGAACCGAGUCAGGCGCUGUUCUGGGAAGUCGCCACUCCCUUUACGGUGGUGGUCGUGUCUGUUGUCCUUGUGGUGGCGUACAAUGCUAAUAGUAUCCUUGGGUGGAUUCCGCGGGGUCCGGCUUUCUCAUAA
Aspergillus wentii DTO 134E9 is the source of this 3021-nucleotide messenger RNA. RefSeq lists its product as uncharacterized. Bases 1 to 3021 code for a protein of 1006 amino acids. The transcript has 9 exons. Gene Ontology annotation, molecular function: metal ion transmembrane transporter activity. The record is from RefSeq and is a predicted model, not a curated record. NCBI's taxonomy places the organism in Eukaryota, Fungi, Ascomycota, Eurotiomycetes, Eurotiales, Aspergillaceae. Gene Ontology annotation, cellular component: membrane. Gene Ontology annotation, biological process: metal ion transport; transmembrane transport.